Molecule: messenger RNA, 354 nt
Organism: Daucus carota subsp. sativus
Lineage: Eukaryota; Viridiplantae; Streptophyta; Magnoliopsida; Apiales; Apiaceae
Product: rapid alkalinization factor
Exons: 1
Coding region: 1-354 (117 amino acids)
Biological process (GO): calcium-mediated signaling
Cellular component (GO): plasmodesma
Source: RefSeq, a predicted model, not a curated record
AUGGCAGCCUCUUCAGGUGUUCUCGCAUUGCUCGCUCUGUUCCUCCUCAACAUUCUCAUAAUCCAAGCAAGUGGGUCCCCCCAGAACCCCAUCGGCUGGAUGCCCCCGAGAUCCGGCUGCCGUGGGACCGUCGCGGAGUGCCUCUCCGGCGGCGACGAAGACGCCGAGUUCCAGCUUGACUCAGAGUCAAACAGGCGCAUAUUAGCCACCAACAACUACAUAAGCUACGGUGCGCUGCAGAGGAACAAUGUACCAUGCUCGCAGCGCGGCGCAUCUUACUAUAACUGCAAACAAGGCGCUCAGGCCAAUCCUUACAAUCGUGGGUGCAGUGCCAUCACUCGCUGCAGAAGCUAA